Saxophila tyrrhenica is the source of this 1740-nucleotide messenger RNA. It is a transcript of the gene MSS4, whose product is annotated as Phosphatidylinositol-4-phosphate 5-kinase. Gene Ontology annotation, biological process: phosphatidylinositol phosphate biosynthetic process. Lineage: Eukaryota; Fungi; Ascomycota; Dothideomycetes; Mycosphaerellales; Extremaceae. Gene Ontology annotation, cellular component: plasma membrane. The coding region runs from base 1 to 1740 and encodes 579 amino acids. The transcript has 4 exons. The record is from RefSeq and is a predicted model, not a curated record. Gene Ontology annotation, molecular function: 1-phosphatidylinositol-4-phosphate 5-kinase activity.
AUGAUGAUGACCAGCAUCGUCCACCAGUCCCCCGGCGGCACCACCUCCCUCAAUGGGAAGCCCGUUAGCGGCGGCAACCACAAGCCAGCGCCCGCCCUGUCGCCAGUGCCAAAUGGCCACCUGCGCGUGCCGUCCGGCAGGCGCUCCUCGCUCACCAUCUCGCGCCGCACCCUCUCGCUCGAGGCCGUGCCCGAGGACCCCGAGUCCCAGCGCUGGAGCGACACAAUCCGUUCCGACCGAUCUCGCCGUGUCUCGUCCCGUAGAACCGGGGGCAACAUCACCCCGAUCGGCGGCAUCACGACCGAAGAUGAAGACCGGGUUCUCGUCGGCACCAAAGUGGCUGAAGGCCAUGCCAACUACGAGACCGCGUAUAACAUGCUCACCGGUAUUCGCUUCACUGUCAGUAGAACGCAGGCGAAGCUGGACCGGCCGCUCAACAUCGAGGACUUCGACACGAAGCACAAGUUCUCCUUCGACGUCGGCGGCGGCGAACUCACGCCUGCAACUAAGUACGACUUCAAGUUCAAGGACUACGCCCCUUGGGUCUUUCGUGAGCUGCGUAACAAGUUCCACAUCCACCCAGCGGACUACAUCAUGUCUUUGACAUCCAAGUUCGUCCUCACCGAGCUCUCCUCGCCGGGCAAGAGCAAGAGCUUCUUCUACUUCAGCCGCGACUUCAAGUACAUCAUCAAGACGAUUCACCACCACGAACACAAGUUCCUCCGCAAGAUCCUCAAGGACUACUACAAGCACGUCGAGGAGAACCCCAACACCCUCAUCUCCCAAUUCUAUGGACUGCACCGGGUUAAGAUGCCGUUUGGUCGCAAGAUCCACUUCGUGGUCAUGAACAACCUCAUGCCACCCCACAAAGACGUGCACAGCGUGUACGAUCUCAAAGGCAGCACCCUCGGACGCGAAUACCCGGAGGACAAGCUGGCCGAGAAACUGAAGAACGAACAAUUCCACCCCACCCUCAAGGAUUUGAACUGGCUCAACCGCGGCCUCAAUAUCGAAUUGGGACACAACGAGAAGGAGAGAUUCGUCGAGCAGCUGGAGAAGGACACCAAGUUCCUCAAGAAGCUCAAGGUCAUGGACUACUCGCUCUUCGUCGCCACCCACGACCUCAACCGCGGCAACAAAGACCGGCUGCGCGACAAGACACUGCAAGUCUUCCAGCCCAACCCCGAAGACAACGGGCCACAACCCGGCGUCCUUGCCCGUACGCCCAGCAAACUCGAGCACGCUAGGCGCGUGCGAGACCUCAGAGAGAGUGUGAAGAAGGAAAGGCCGGUGCCAAUGCAGUCGGCGACGGACAUUAUGCCUGAUGAGGCCGAUAGGACCGGCGAAUUCUACACGGACGACGGCGGAAUCCGAGCUACCAACUCGGACGGCACACCGAGUUCGACGGUUUAUUAUCUGGGCAUCAUCGACUGCCUGACACGGUACAACACAGUGAAGAAGCUGGAACAUCUUUGGAAGGGGUUCACGGCAGGAAAGGAGGAGCCGAAGAUCUCGCCGCUCCCACCACAACGGUACGGCGACCGCUUCGUCAACUUCAUCAAGCGCAUCACCAAGGGCGCAGACGUGGCGGAGAAGCAAAGGGCAUCGGACAGCGCGAGGAACAGCGCCGGCUCGCAGAGACAGAGCGGAGGACAGCAGCGACCAAGCAGAGAGUCGCCGCGGACCAGCGGAGAGGGCAACAGAGAGAAGCCCAUGAUGAGGACGAUGCGGUCCUCGUGA